Molecule: messenger RNA, 328 nt
Organism: Otolemur garnettii (small-eared galago)
Lineage: Eukaryota; Metazoa; Chordata; Mammalia; Primates; Galagidae
Gene: BASP1
Product: brain abundant membrane attached signal protein 1
Exons: 1
Biological process (GO): negative regulation of DNA-templated transcription
Cellular component (GO): cytoplasm; nucleus
Molecular function (GO): transcription corepressor activity; transcription cis-regulatory region binding
Source: RefSeq, a predicted model, not a curated record
CAAGAUGGGAGGCAAGCUGAGCAAGAAGAAGAAGGGCUACAAUGUGAACGACGAGAAGGCCAAGGACAAAGACAAGAAGGCUGAAGGCGCGGGGACCGAAGAGGAGGGGACCCCCAAGGAGGGCGAGCCCCAGGCGGCCGCCGAGCCCGCCGAGGCCAAGGAGGGCAAGGAGAAGGCGGAGAAGGACGCCCAGGACGGCGAGGGCAAGGCCGAAGAGCAGGAGGGCGCCAAGGACGCGGCCGCGGCCCCGGAGGAGGCCCCGAAGGCGGAGCCCGAGAAGGCGGAGGGCGCGGCCGAGGCCAAGGGCGAGCCGAAGGCGGCCGAGCCG